Girardinichthys multiradiatus is the source of this 2184-nucleotide messenger RNA. RefSeq names its product thymine DNA glycosylase, tandem duplicate 1 (gene tdg.1). The record is from RefSeq and is a predicted model, not a curated record. The transcript is spliced from 11 exons. Bases 158 to 1528 code for a protein of 456 amino acids. Gene Ontology annotation, molecular function: mismatch base pair DNA N-glycosylase activity. Lineage: Eukaryota; Metazoa; Chordata; Actinopteri; Cyprinodontiformes; Goodeidae. Gene Ontology annotation, biological process: base-excision repair, AP site formation. Gene Ontology annotation, cellular component: nucleus.
CAAAGUUGGCCGGUUGCUUGUCAAGUCUUUGUUGCUUCUGUAGCCCAGCAGAAACUGUAAAUUGAAGUGUGGAUCUGAUGGGAAAGAAACUGAUAUUAUCACAAAAGAAAAAAGUUUCAACCUUACCCUAACAAGUUGAAGUUCAAAGACCCUAAAGAUGGAAGAAAAGCUGAAUGGAUCUCUGCCUGUUGUCUCCCCGGAGUAUCUUCAUCAGUGGGUUCGGUCGGCCCAGCAGUUUCAGGCUCUCCAGGCCCAGUACGCCAACUUCAACCCUCAACAUCAGUUUCACUACCCAGAGAAUCCGACUGCAGAGGCCGCCAUGGCACACAUGGAGACACCAGAACCCACGAUGGAGCAGUUGGAACCUGCUGACCUGACCAAACCUCCAGCUAAAAAGAGAGGCAGAACAGCCCAACCCAAGGAACCAGGCGCACCAAAACCUCCAAAAGUCCCCAAAGCACCAAAAGUCCCCAAAGCACCAAAACCACCCAAGGACCCAAAUGCACCUAGAGCUAAACCAGGUCCAAAACCCAAGAAGGCUCCUGAAGCUCAGGGUGACGGGAAGCAGGAGAAGAUUGAUGAGAGCUUCAAGAAGGUAAAAAGGAAAGUGGAUCGCUUCAAAGGGAUGACAGAGGAAGAAGUCAUGAAAAAGACAUUGCCUGACCUGCUGGAUUACAACCUGGAUUAUGUCAUUAUCGGUAUAAACCCAGGACUGAUGGCAGCUUUUAUUGGCCGGUGGUUUCCAGGGCCUGGAAAUCAUUUUUGGAAAUGCCUGUAUCUGUCUGGAUUUACAGAGGAGCAACUUAACCACAUGCAUGACACAACACUGCCUGUCAAAUACAAAAUGGGCUUUACCAAUAUGGUAGCUAGGGCAACACCAGGGAGCAAAGACCUCUCGAGUAAAGAAUUGCGAGAAGGAGGCAAAAUUCUUGUGGAGAAGUUGAAGCAGUACAAGCCCCUCAUUGCUGUGUUCAAUGGAAAAUGUAUUUAUGAAAUGUUCUGCAGGGAACUGUUUGGCAAAAAACCACAAAAGCUUGAAUUUGGUCUGCAGCCACACAAGAUCCCAGAAUGUGACGUGGCCUUGUACCUAAUGCCUUCCUCCAGUGCUCGUUGUGCCCAGUUUCCUCGAGCUCAGGAUAAGGUUCACUUCUACAUCAAACUGAGGGAGCUCAGAGAUCAGCUGAAGGGCAUCCAGAAAGCUACUGAGAUUGAGGAGGUCGACUACACAUUUAAUCUUCAGUUGGCUAAGGAGGAUGCCAAGAGGUUAGCAAUAAAGGAGGAGCAGUAUGAUCCCGGAUAUGAAGACGCUUAUGGUGGAGCGUAUUUGGAGAGAGGAGCUGAAGACGGCCAGACUGAAAACCAGACCAACGGUCACUGUACAUUCUCAUCUUCUGCAAACGCAGAAGGAGCACAAGAGGCAGCCACAUCCCAAACAGAGGGUCGGCUCCCAGACGGACAGUGGAUGACCCAGUCGUUUGCAGAUCAGAUUCCUAACAUCAGCAGCGGACCAAAAGAUGGCAGCAUGUGAGGAGGAUAAGAAAAGUCUGUGUUGGCUUGCAGAGACACUAGCUAAUCCUGUCUUCAGACUUCAGUUAGUUAGGUUUUAGAUGUUUCCUUUUUAGCAAGUUGGAUUAUAUACACUUUUAGGAGUUAACUGAAACUGCAGAAUGUUUAUUUUAUUUUAUUUUGUUGUUUUUUUUUUUUUUUACAUUUAUGAUGUCUUCACUGCAGCCUUUUUAAAUAUGUGAAAUCAGGGACACGACUGACUGUCUUUGAAGAAUUGUGUGUAUUCAAGCAUUUGUUUUUAUCUCUGUACUGUUGUGUACUGCACUGUGCUGCAGUUGGAAUCAACAUUAUAAUCUACUGUUUCACAGUAGACAGAACAGGUUAUUUUUGAGCUUGACUUCUUUGUGUGAGGCUGUACUACCCUCUGGAGGGAGGAUUCAGUCAGCAUUACUGCUACAUUCAUGGUGCUAUGAACUGAUAAGAUGCUAAAUGAGGACUUGUUGAAACCACACAUUAACGGCAUUGGUCCAACAAUGUUACACAGUUUAAAAUGGUUUUCAUUAUUUGUUCAGGCUUUUUCUACUUUAGAUUCUUUAGAAUUAUGGUAUGUGUUUAUUAAAUGUCACUGUCAUUGAAUUUUAUGAAACAUUUCUUGAUUAAAAUGUUACUCUACUGCUA